UUGGUAAGGACUUUUCUCACGAUAUCGACCGAAGCUUUGGCCCAUGAGAGUAAGGUUAGGCAGGAUAACAAAAAAAAAACAAUUUCCAACACUUUCGUGUGAUCGUAUCGUAGAGCUGAGAUAUGCUUUGUUCUUGCAUUUGUCAAGAAAAUAGAUGAAUACAAUUUCCAGACAUUGGAAGACAUUUCCGAAACAAAAAAACAAACGACACAAGUAGUAACGACCGCUUCGAACCAUUUAAAAACACAAACUACGCUUUACAGUACUGAACCCGCGCGCAUAGACGAACAAAGCGACUGCAGCAAGGCGGCUAAAAACAUUCAAGCGGCUAGCCCGGUUUGUUGUGACAUUUCUCAUUAUCAGUUCAACCAGGGAAGACGAGAAAAGUCCCGUACACGCACUAUUAUCGCUCGUUUUUACACAAUUUUAGGCAGAAAAGAGUGCAGGGGCUGUUGAAUUGCGCCUAAUCUAAAGCAAGCACACCGGAGUCCGUUGGUCUGUUGUUAUCGAUAAAGAGGGCUUCACGCAUGUUCUCAGCUGUCGUCGUACGUGCGAACCAGCGGCGUACCCCACUCGACGGUCGGACUUUGGAUUGAGAUAAACCGAAUAAGCCGCUAGACCCGAACACGCGCGUGUAAUUACCGCAUUUGGAAGUCUCCCCCCGACCAUCCAGCAACGAGUCCCCAAUGACAGAAACACCUCAGGACACUCCGACGUCGGCGAAGAAAAUUCUUUGCGUCGGCCUGUGCAACAUUGACAUCAUCCAAGUAUGCGAGACGUACCCCGAGGAAGAUUCCGACCAGCGGUGCCAUGCUAGCCGCUGGCAGCGUGGUGGUAACGCAUCGAACAACUGCACCGUGCUGGCCAAUCUCGGAGCACGCUGUGAGCUGCUCGCAACGUUCAGCGAUUCGAAAACGUUUCAAUUUGCACUGGACGACCUACGGGACCGUAACAUCGAGUUCGGCAAGUGUGCGCUUCAUCACGAAGCGAGCGUACCGUUGUCUACCGUUUGGUUAAGUCUCGCCACCGGCACACGAACCAUCGUGCAUAGUAAUCCGGACUUGCCGGAACUGACGCUGGAAGACUUCAGGAAAAUCAACCUACCAGAAUACGCAUGGAUUCAUUUCGAGGGAAGACGCAACACGCCGGCAAUUGUUGCGAUGAUAAACUCCAUCCGUAGCUGGAAUAACCUUCCGGACAACCACCAUCGCUCCAAGGUGACCGUUUCCAUCGAGAUGGAAAAGCCACGACGCUCCAAUCUCGAUCUGCUCGUGGAUGGUGUCGAUGUGGUGUUUGUUGGAAAGGAUUUCGCUCGCUUUCUUGGCCACGCAAGUGCACGGGAUGCGGUACAGGCACUGAAGGACAGCCAUCCCGGUCCGUACACCAUCAUCUGUCCGUGGGGUUCGAGCGAUACGCUGGCGAUGGAUGGUUGCGGUCAGUGGUACAGCCAACGAACGUACCCACCGGAGGUGAUUCGCGACAGUCUCGGCGCCGGUGACACAUUCGUAGCCGGGUGUAUCUUCAAGCUAGCGCAAAACGAACCAUUACCGGCAGUGUUGGAGUUUGCGUCACGUUUGGCCGGUCGCAAGCUGGCCAGUUACGGAUUUGAUGGACCUUAAAAACAACCGACAGUGAACUUACACAACUACUAAUCGGAUGAAAUGCACACAGGCCGACAGAAUUGCUUCA
Anopheles stephensi (Asian malaria mosquito) is the source of this 1689-nucleotide messenger RNA. RefSeq names its product ketohexokinase-like. Gene Ontology annotation, cellular component: lipid droplet. The record is from RefSeq and is a predicted model, not a curated record. The coding region runs from base 687 to 1619 and encodes 310 amino acids. Gene Ontology annotation, molecular function: oxidoreductase activity, acting on the CH-OH group of donors, NAD or NADP as acceptor. Lineage: Eukaryota; Metazoa; Arthropoda; Insecta; Diptera; Culicidae. The transcript has 4 exons.